This is a messenger RNA of Dioszegia hungarica, 1161 nucleotides long. RefSeq names its product guanine-1-methyltransferase-domain-containing protein. Bases 1 to 1161 code for a protein of 386 amino acids. Gene Ontology annotation, biological process: tRNA N1-guanine methylation. The record is from RefSeq and is a predicted model, not a curated record. NCBI's taxonomy places the organism in Eukaryota, Fungi, Basidiomycota, Tremellomycetes, Tremellales, Bulleribasidiaceae. Gene Ontology annotation, cellular component: nucleus. Gene Ontology annotation, molecular function: tRNA binding. The transcript is spliced from 5 exons.
AUGGACGAGGAGGAUCAGUAUAACGCAGAGGCAAGCGGAAGCCAGACGGCAGAGACUCCGGCGGUCGCGACUGCCUCAUCGCUCGAGGCGGGCGAGCCGAGAUUGAGCAAGAAUCAGCAGAAAAAGGCAGCUCGCCAGGCUCGUAUGGCGGAGCUCAAGCCUCUCAAACGACAAGCCGAAAAGGUCCGACGCCAACAGCGACAUCAUGAGCUUUCAACAGGCUAUGCUGAGGGGACACUAUCAGCAGCGGACAAGGAGAUCUUUGAGCAGCGAAGAGCAAGAGAGAGGGAGAAGCGGACUGCCAAGAGGCAGGAGAAGCUUGCUGAGGCGGAGGGUGUGGAGAGGAACCAGACGGUCUGGGGCGGGGCGGUCAUCAUGGAUCUGGGGUUUGAUGAGCUCAUGACGGAGAAUGAAAUAUCAUCGAUGGACUCGCAAUUAUCCUUCGCUUAUUCUGCGAACCGCCUGUCCUCAUUACCAUUCUCCGCCAUCAUCCAUUCUUCGUCCUCGGUGUCGAUAUCACCUCGCCUGUACGGCCGACUCGUCAAGCGCGACAUUGCACGUUGGAACCGGUGUCACUGGAACCCUGAUGAUGUCGAAGCGAUAGCGAAGCAGAUGAAGAACGAAGAAGGCGAACUACCGAGCGGGCUUAAGAGGGGCCAGGAGCUGGUGUACCUCUCGGCGGACUCGGAGGAGGAGUUGACGACGCUCAAGGAGAAUGAAGUGUAUAUCAUCGGGGGACUGGUUGAUCGCAAUAGGCACAAGAUGUUGUGCCAGAACAGAGCCGAGAAGCUCGGGAUAAGGACAGCUCGUCUGCCAAUAGGAACAUAUAUCGGCAAUAUGCCCACCCGAAAGGUCUUGACGGUCAAUCAGGUCUUUGCCAUUCUGGUCGAGUACAACAUUCGGCAAGACUGGAAAGCCGCAUUCGAGGCGGUCAUACCACCUCGAAAGUUCGAUGAUAAGAAGCGGAAGCGGACAGGCGGAAAUUGGCGUUACGCCGAAGCAGACGGGGCCGCCAAAGACGGGCAAGACGAAGGGGAAGAUUCCAGUGAUAAUGGCGAAUUGGGAGGAUCCUUGCCCGCAUCGAAGGCUCCUGAGCCUGUUCAACCGGCGGGGGAUAUCCUUAUGGGGUCAGAUGAGGAAGCAGCUUUCAAUGCAUUAUGA